GGGUAGUAUGAAAAGGGACCCGGACCAACACACAUAUCUGACCGUUAGUGCUUGGAGCGAAAGAAGCGAAAGAAGUUCGUCAUCUCUUAUCUGCACAAAUUAGAGGCGUCUUUUCUAUAACCGAACAACAUCAUCCCAUACCCAAUUCUCUCCAUGGCAUUCUCUGCAACUUUCUCACAGAGCUCUUUCCCACGCUUUUCUCACUUUCCAGAAACUCAUAGAAGAUACCAUCUACGUUUUCUGUCCAUUAGAGCUGUCAAAUCUGCAGAGCCCGAAAAGGAGAAAAAGGCACCAGAACCCAAAACCAAAGACUCUUCAACUGCUGCUUCUUCUUCUUCUUCUUCUUCUAAGAAGAUUCUCAAAAAGGAAAAGCCUGUCUAUUCAAUGAAGAAGGGUCAAAUUGUGAGAGUGGAUAAAGAAAAGUAUCUCAAUAGUAUAAAUUAUCUAUCAGUUGGGCAUCCACCUUACUACAAAGGCUUGGAUUAUAUUUACGAAGAUCGUGGUGAGAUCUUGGAUUUACGCAUCUUCGAAACAGGAGAGUACGCACUGGUAGCAUGGGUUGGGAUUCCAACAGCACCAGCUUGGCUUCCAACUGAUAUGCUUAUUGAGUCAGAGAAACUCAAUUAUGAAAGAUUGUGAGUUAGGUUCUGAAAGCAGAAGCUCAAUAAGCUUAUGAUGAUCUUCAUAGGUUUUUCUUGUACAUCAGAAGUAUAUCCAGAAUUCUUUCGGUUCCAGAUAUCUGUCUUUUGUUGUGAAGAUCGGUGUUCUAUAUAUAAAUGGCCAACACUCCAUUGAAGAUGAGAUUUAUCCUUAUAUGUAGGUGUAGGAACUAUGAUAUAUAGUUUAAAUUUGCUAAGAUUUUGUUUCCUUGCUCAACAACUGCAAGAUAUCCUUCAUCUCAUAUGUUUGUAUAUUUGGUCCUAGUGAUUGUAAUAUUGUAUGUUUCCAUAUGUCUUAAUUAAAGAAAGCCAAUUUCAAUAAAAUCUGAGGUUGCAUCAA
This is a messenger RNA of Humulus lupulus (European hop), 999 nucleotides long. RefSeq names its product NAD(P)H-quinone oxidoreductase subunit O, chloroplastic. The transcript has 6 exons. Lineage: Eukaryota; Viridiplantae; Streptophyta; Magnoliopsida; Rosales; Cannabaceae. Gene Ontology annotation, molecular function: oxidoreductase activity, acting on NAD(P)H, quinone or similar compound as acceptor. Gene Ontology annotation, cellular component: plasma membrane. The record is from RefSeq and is a predicted model, not a curated record. Bases 154 to 639 code for a protein of 161 amino acids.